Molecule: messenger RNA, 360 nt
Organism: Encephalitozoon intestinalis ATCC 50506
Lineage: Eukaryota; Fungi; Microsporidia; Unikaryonidae
Exons: 1
Coding region: 1-360 (119 amino acids)
Source: RefSeq, a predicted model, not a curated record
AUGAACAACGACGUCCUAUACGAGGUCAUCAAGUAUCUAGACUUUCCUGUGAGAGACAGAAAGGUGCAGGAAGCACAAUUCAGCAGGAUUAAUUCCAGAAGAAUGAUGAGAUUUAAUAGAAACCUAGUUGAGAAAAAGCUAUCAGACCGCCCCCAUAUUAACGAUUUAAAAACAUCCAACAUAUAUAAGGAGAGUGGAGUAAACUUCGCAAAAAUACACAGGGUGCUGUCGGAUGUCUUCGGCCGAAGAGGAUCUCCUCCAUUUCAGAACAUAUCUUCCACCUUGGCAGGACUUGUAAAGGUAAUGGACUUCAAGUUGAAGAAGAUAAUGCUGGCAUCAAGAAUAGGAGGGAAAAGGUAG